GACAGUAAGAAAAACCACCUAAAUUUGCAGUUCUGUGGGUUUCUUAGCUUUUCUCUCACAGCUGAGUAAAAGCUUCUGGGCUAAGCAAAAUCCUUUUCGAUUUCUCAAAUCUCGCACCCUCUUGUUAAAUAUCCUAACUUGAUCUCCAUCGUCUCUCUUGUUAAAUCUUUUUCUUUCUCUUGGCAUUACUGUUUGUUGAACUCCUUCAGCAGUGAAACAGAGAAAAAAGCUCGAUUCGUGAAGAAGACAGAGUCCUUGGCAAUCAUGUUCACAGAAGGUCUUGAUAAAAAUGCGCUUCGAUGGGUUAAGGAGAAGGAAGUCCCAUUCUCCAAUUCGAAUUUGAGAUCUCGGAUAGAUCCCAUUACCAACAUUCGCAGUGGCGGCGGCAGGGGAUUUGGAUUGCCUCCACCGGCAAAGUUCAGAAGUGGACAUUUGCCCUCAAAUGCCCUCCCAGUAUCUAGAACGAUACCGGGUGAUGUAGACGAAAGUGGGUCUCACUCUGACAAUGACAUGAGUACUGAUUCAGAGGAGGUUUAUGGGGGUAGAUAUUCCUUGGAUUCGUCACCACAAGACGAAAGGAUUCCCAGUGGUACUACUGCUCAUAGAUACGGGAACCCAGCGCAGAGGCCACCACAUUAUGCUAGUGAUUAUAUGUACUCUGAUGUUGGUUCGUCUAUGGAAACGGUGGCAGGCAGACAAGGGCACGUGGCGGAGAGGUUGGUGAGGGGAAAUGGGAGGCACCCGGUUGGGAAGUAUGGGUAUACAGAGGAUGAGUCAUCAGAUUCUGCUGCUAGCUCGGAGUUUUCCACUACGCAAGUGGGAAGCAUCAAUGGUGCAGUGCCUCACACUAGAGCUUACGUUUCGGAGGGAUAUACUUCAAGUGUGCCAUCACGGGUGAAUAUGGCAAGUGCCGCCAAAAAGAAUUUGCGUUCAAGAAACCUGCAGGAUGAGAAGUUCUCUGAUGAUGAUGACGAUGACAUUCCCAGUGCACCUCCUUUUUGUGGUUCCGCACAAGAAAUUAAGCAAGGUGCUGUGAGAAGUCCAGUAUCAACCAAAAAUAAUUGGAAUACAUUAGAAACCACACCUAGUGUUAAGGUGGAGAAUGACACUGGAAAUAGGAAUCCUGAACAUUUUGUGAGAACUACAACCAAUUCUGAAGCCGGUGCAUCUUCAGGUUCAUAUCCAGCUCGCCUCCCAACAUUUCAUGCAAGUGCUCUAGGGCCGUGGCAUGCUGUGAUUGCAUAUGAUGCAUGUGUGCGACUUUGUCUUCAUGCCUGGGCAAUGGAGUGCAUGGAAGCUCCAAUGUUCUUGGAAAGUGAAUGUGCUCUACUACGCGAUGCUUUUGGAUUACGCAAAGUGCUAUUGCAAUCAGAAGAUGAACUAUUGGUGAAGCACACUUCAGAGCUUGUCAGCGAGGCUGUUGCUCCAAAGCCGAAGAAAAUUAUUGGCAAGAUGAGGGUGCAAGUGCGUAAAGUGAAGAUGGCCUUGGACCCACCUACUGGAUGUAGUAUAUCAUCUUUUAGGCCACCAGCAAUUAGAUUGGAGUCCAUUCAAUAUCACUUCUCCAAUUUUCAGUCAAAACUCUGUUCUGGAUGGCAAGCUUUAAGAAAGAUUCGUGUUGUGCCACGACUUCCUGCAAAUGGUUCUUUUUCACAUCAGAGCUUGGCAUAUGUGCAAGCUGGCACACAGUAUAUUAAGCAGGUGUCCAGACUCCUCAAAAAUGGUGUAACAACUUUACGCAACAGUCCAUCGUCAUAUGAAGCUGUGCAAGAAACAUAUUCUUGUCUAAUAAGGCUAAAAAGUUUACCUGAAGAGGAUGCAAUCCGAAUGCAACCUGGAUCUGGUGAUACACAUUUAUUCUUUCCAGAUAGUAUAGGAGAUGAUCUGCUACUUGAAGUCCAGGAUUCCAAGGGGAAGCAGUUUGGUCGUGUCCUCGUUCAAUUGGCUACCAUUGCUGAUGACCCAGCUGACAGGCUACGCUGGUGGUCUAUUUACCGUGAGCCUGAACAUGAACUUGUUGGCAAGAUACAGCUGUAUAUAAACUACUCAACUAGUUCGGAUGAUAAUACUCAUCCAAAGUGUGGCUCUGUUGCAGAAACGGUUGCUUAUGAUCUAGUUUUAGAGGUUGCUAUGAAGGUUCAGCAUUUUCAACAAAGAAACCUAUUGUUGCAUGGUCCAUGGAAGUGGCUCUUAACAGAGUUUGCCUCAUACUAUGGAGUGUCUGAUGUGUACACCAAGUUGAGAUACCUCUCUUAUGUCAUGGACGUCGCCACGCCAACAGCUGACUGCCUCACCUUGGUUUAUGACUUGUUAAUGCCAGUUGUAAUGAAAGGCCAUAGCAAAAACACAUUGAGUCAUCAAGAGAAUCGAAUUCUAGGAGAAACUAAGGACCAAAUUGAACAGAUACUUGCUUUAGUUUUUGAGAACUACAAGUCGCUUGAUGAGUCCUUGCCCUCGGGUAUCAUGGAGAUUUUCAAGUCUGCAACUGGGCUUGCAGCACCUGCCCUGGAACCAGCUGUUAAAUUAUAUACGAUUCUUCACGACAUCUUGUCUCCUGAGGCACAGACUGCUUUAUGCCAUUAUUUUCAGGUUGCAGCAAAGAAGAGAUCAAGAAGGCACUUGACGGAGACAGAUGAAUAUGUUUCCAACAGUAGUGAAGGCAGUUUGAUGGACACUGUUACUAUGUCUACUGCAUACCAGAAGAUGAUAUCACUGUGCAUGAAUAUUAGGAAUGAAAUUUUUACUGAUAUUGAGAUCCAUAAUCAACAUAUACUUCCCAGUUUUGUAGACCUUCCAAAUCUGUCUUCAUCCAUCUACAGCACAGAGCUUUGCAACAGAUUGCGUGCUUUCCUCAUUGCUUGCCCCCCAACGGGCCCUUCACCUCCUGUGGCCGAACUUGUUAUUGCUACGGCAGAUUUUCAAAGGGACCUUGCGAGCUGGAACAUUAGCCCUAUCAAAGGUGGAGUGGAUGCGAAAGAAUUGUUCCACUUGUAUAUUAUGGUAUGGAUACAAGAUAAGCGUCUCUCUCUGCUCGAGUCAUGCAAAUUAGAUAAGGUGAAAUGGUCAGGAGUUCGAACACAGCAUUCUACUACUCCUUUUGUUGAUGACAUGUAUGACCGACUGAAAGAAACAUUAAGCGACUAUGAGAUCAUCAUUUGCCGAUGGCCAGAAUAUAUUUUUGGCUUGGAAAAUGCUAUUGCGGACGUUGAAAAGGCAAUAGUGGAAGCUUUAGACAAGCAAUAUGCAGAUGUCUUGUCACCAGUGAAGGAGCAUUUGGCACCCAAGAAAUUUGGCCUCAAGUAUGUCCAGAAGCUUGCCAAACGUUCUGUUUGCCCCUAUAUGGUUCCUGAUGAGCUGGGGAUUUUACUGAAUUCCAUGAAGAGGAUGAUUGAUAUCUUGCGUCCCAAGAUAGAAGCUCAGUUCAGGUCAUGGGGUUCUUGCAUCCCUAAUGGUGAAAACUCAGUUCCUGGAGAGCAUCUCAGUGAAGUAACAGUGAUGCUGAGAGCCAAGUUCAGAAAUUAUUUGCAAGCAGUUGUGGAGAAACUUGCAGAGAAUACAAAGUUACAGAAUGCUACAAAACUGAAAAAGAUUCUUCAAGAUUCAAAGGAGACUGUGGUGGAAUCUGAUGUGCGGGGUAGAAUGCAGCCUCUGAAAGAGCAGUUGACAGAUACAAUAAAUCACCUUCAUACCAUCUUUGAGACUCAUGUUUUCAUUGCACUCUGUCGAGGUUACUGGGACCGGCUGGGGCAGGAUGUUCUAAGUUUCUUGGAGAACAGGAAAGAGAAUAGGUCAUGGUAUAAAGGUUCACGGAUUGCAGUUACUAUUCUGGACGAUACCUUUGCCUCACAGAUACAGCAGCUGCUUGGAAAUACAGUUCAAGAGAAAGACCUGGACCCACCUAGAUCUAUCAUGGAAGUCCGUUCAAUUCUUUGCAAGGAUGCUCCCAAUCCCAAGGACAACACAUAUUACUAUUAAUCCCAUCAUCAUGCAUGUAAAUAAUGGUAAGGCAUGUCUUAUCACAAAGAACAGGGGGCUCAAAUAAUCGAGGAGAUGCAAGAUGUUGAGAUAUGAUCCCAUUGGCCUGCCGAAACAUGAUGGAGGGAUGAGUCAUUCUGGUCACGUAUAGUCCCAAAACGGCUGAGUUUGCUAAUUUUGUAAAGGGAGCAAGCAACUCGGCUGCUCCAGAACUGUUAGCCUGCUCUCUUUUUAGAGGGUUCCCUUUUUGCCUAUUCGUGUUUACAUAUUAAAUGCUCUCCUUUUUUUCCUUGAAAUAUAAUCUCCAUAUAUAGUAAUAGUGGCUUUGCCUUCAA
This is a messenger RNA of Juglans microcarpa x Juglans regia, 4310 nucleotides long. RefSeq lists its product as uncharacterized. The record is from RefSeq and is a predicted model, not a curated record. NCBI's taxonomy places the organism in Eukaryota, Viridiplantae, Streptophyta, Magnoliopsida, Fagales, Juglandaceae.